AUGGCUACUACCGACGACGCGCUCGAGACGUACACUCACCUCCCCCUCCGGAUUGAUCCUCAAACAAAACAAGUGUCUGUUCUUUCUUCAGACAAGACCUUACAAGAAGCAGUGGCCAAUGUCAACAGCCUACACAGUGCUAUGAAGUCGCUCGAAACGCCGAACAAUGUCCCACCGCCGCCGCUACCCGUCAACCCGAAACGAUCGGGGAAUAUCCAGAAACUGAGAGAGUCUGCCGCAGCUUCGUCCCGCAAAGGCCAACAUACAGAUGCGAUACGACUACUUGGUGUCGCCAUUGAUAUGGCUGCUGCGCGGCCAGGCUGGGAACCUUUUGGGUUGGCUAGAGAGGAACUCGCUCUGAUGUAUCUGUCUCGCGCGGCAGCCCAUACUGGCCUUCAAAACUGGGUAGAAGGUCUGAAAGACGCGGAAUGCAGCCUGGAAUGCAAGAGAGGGCCCAGCAAUGGCCCCAAUGGAGAGAAAAUCCCUGGAAACCCCAAAGCAUACAUUGUAGGAGGCAAGUGCUUGAUGGAGAUGGGCCGAUGGAAUGAUGCCGUUGAGUGGCUCGAGCGAGCAACCGAAAUCGAGGGCAAGGAUGGUGAAGACGGGCGCGAGCUGAUGCGGCAGCUGAUUGAGGCGAGAAGCCAUGUUCAAGCCAAGGUCUGA
Molecule: messenger RNA, 663 nt
Organism: Exophiala dermatitidis NIH/UT8656
Lineage: Eukaryota; Fungi; Ascomycota; Eurotiomycetes; Chaetothyriales; Herpotrichiellaceae
Exons: 1
Coding region: 1-663 (220 amino acids)
Molecular function (GO): protein binding
Source: RefSeq, a predicted model, not a curated record